Messenger RNA from Anarrhichthys ocellatus (wolf-eel), 1381 nucleotides. RefSeq names its product homeobox protein Hox-A3. Gene Ontology annotation, cellular component: nucleus. Lineage: Eukaryota; Metazoa; Chordata; Actinopteri; Perciformes; Anarhichadidae. The transcript has 3 exons. Gene Ontology annotation, molecular function: RNA polymerase II cis-regulatory region sequence-specific DNA binding; DNA-binding transcription factor activity, RNA polymerase II-specific. Gene Ontology annotation, biological process: regulation of transcription by RNA polymerase II; embryonic skeletal system morphogenesis; anterior/posterior pattern specification. The record is from RefSeq and is a predicted model, not a curated record. The coding region runs from base 528 to 1355 and encodes 275 amino acids.
AACAACGUUCAUCUUAAGACGAGAAAUACUCAUCGCUCUCUGUGUGUCCGUGAAUGCAUAUUUUAUGGCGAAUAAUGCCACAUGUUUGAUGUUUUCUGGGGCUGGUAAUAUGUGUAAAAUGCUGUUUUUGUAAUAGCAGUUCUGCUUGGAGUUUUUACGCACAGAGCUGCAGGCCCUCACUGUUCUGAGUGUUUUCCCUUUUCUCUCUUUUAGCUGCACAUUGCUGGAGAAUAUGACAUCUGUGAAAGUUGCAGACAGGCCCUUCAAUGAGGGGCAUUGUUCGGCACGUCGUUUAUCUUCUUUUCACUGCCUGUAUGUUCGAGGAGGAGUUUUAGUUUGCAGGGAAAUGUGAGGAGGACCUCAGCAAACAGCUCCAACAGGCUGCCAACAGACUGGACGCAGUGCUGAUGAGAAGAUGAGGCCCAAAGCGAAAAGCCAGAAGCUGCAGGGCUCUCUGGAAACCUGCCAUGUGACAUUUGGCUGCCAGCGCUCCGUCAGAAGGUCAAAGGGGGCCCGGUGCACAUUUAAUGGAAAUGCAGAAACCCGGUGCGACACAAAACACCCAGCAACAAGACUUCUUCUUCUUCGGCGAGGCUUUGGAGGAUGUCGGCGGGUUCGGCGGCGCAGCUGCACGCCACCAUUUGGUGCACGCUGAGACGUUUGAGCGCACGUUCCCCCGAAGGUCAAAACAGCAAAACACCAAGUUUCCUCCGAGCAAAAAGAUUUUCCCCUGGAUGAAAGAGUCCAGGCCCUCAAGUGAGAAACACGGCAGGAGAGUCGCAGACUGCACCGUCAACGAGAAGAGUCCAAGCGCGACCCCGGCCUCCAAGAGGACGCGCACCGCGUACACGAGCGCGCAACUGGUGGAGCUGGAGAAGGAGUUCCACUUCAGCCGCUACCUGUGCAAACAGCGGCGCGUGGAGAUGGCCAGCCUGCUCAACCUCCACGAGAGGCAGAUCAAGAUCUGGUUCCAGAACCGGAGGAUGAAGCUGAAGAAGGACGAGAGAGUGCAGGGCCCCAUCACCACCAACUCGUCCUCCUCACCCCCGUCCUCCCCCUCCGCCCCGGGCAGCCCCACUCUGUCGAGCCUGGGUUAUGUCCAUCUGGGCGGGGAUUUCCAGCCGGCCUCCCCUCCGCUCAAGUCCCAACAACACCAGUCCCAGCCGGCGUACCCGGCAGAAUACUCCAAAUAUCCCGCUGCAACCUUCACGCACGACCCGCAGUUUAACGUGCGGUACGACACGCACACCACCUCACGCGCAACAGACCCAAACGUGGAUCUUAACGGGUUAUAUUUCCCACAGAGCUGCACGCAGGACAGAAUCAUGCAGGCUCCAAAACUGACUCAUCUGUAGCAGAAACACGUGAAUUCCUCGAGUCU